Molecule: messenger RNA, 966 nt
Organism: Nicotiana tabacum (common tobacco)
Lineage: Eukaryota; Viridiplantae; Streptophyta; Magnoliopsida; Solanales; Solanaceae
Source: RefSeq, a predicted model, not a curated record
AUGGCGGUCGAAACUACUAGAACGACAGGGACCGUCUCCCGAUUCAGUAGCCGAAAGGGUUACGGUUUCAUCAAACCGGAUGAUGGAACCGAAUAUUUAUUCGUUCAUCAAUCUGCGAUCAAAUCCGACGGCUUUCGUUCACUCUACGAAGGCCAAAAAGUUGAGUUCACGAUCACCGGUAACGGCGAUAAGUAUCAGGCCAUUAAUGUCACCGGUCCCGACGGAUCACCUCUCAACGGUUCCCGUAACGACGGCGGCGGUGUUAGGGGUAAUAACCGUGGUGGUGGCGGUGGCGGUGGCGAUGACUGUUAUACCUGUAGGAGAAUAGGACAUAUGGCUAGGGAUUGUGAUCAUAACAUUGGUGGCGGCGGCGCAUGUUACAGCUGCGGGAUGACGGGGCAUAUAGCUAGGGAGUGUGACCGUAACAGCGGUGGUGGUGGUAGAAGUGAAGAUAGGGAAUGUUACAAUUGUGGUGAGUAUGGACACGUGGCUCGAGAUUGUCCAAGUGGUAAAAGUGUGAGUGAUAGUGGAGCUUGUUAUAACUGUGGGUUGACAGGACACGUAGCAAGGGACUGUUCACGUGAGAGUGGUGGACGUGGCAGCAGUGGUGGUAGUAGUGGGGCUUGUUAUACCUGUGGAUUGCUAGGACACGUAGCACGUGAUUGUCCAAGUGGUAGACGUACGCUACGUGGUAGUGGUAGUGGUGAUAGUGGAGCUUGUUAUAACUGUGGGCUGCCCGGACACGUGGCAAGGGACUGUUCACGCGAGAGUGACCGUGGUCAUAGUGGUGGUGAUAAUUUAGGGAGAUCUGGUGGUAGAGGUAGUGGAGGAAGCAAGUGUUAUAACUGUGGUGUGGCUGGCCAUUUUGCUAGGGAAUGCACUAACCCAGCAGUCCUUGACAAUGAAAGCAUUUCGUUCGAUGACGCAGAUAACGAAGGAGUGACAACUCCACAUAAUGAUGCACUG